Setaria italica (foxtail millet) is the source of this 3704-nucleotide messenger RNA. Its product is annotated as DNA-binding protein SMUBP-2. NCBI's taxonomy places the organism in Eukaryota, Viridiplantae, Streptophyta, Magnoliopsida, Poales, Poaceae. The record is from RefSeq and is a predicted model, not a curated record. Gene Ontology annotation, molecular function: 5'-3' DNA helicase activity; RNA binding; ATP hydrolysis activity. The transcript is spliced from 6 exons. The coding region runs from base 165 to 3110 and encodes 981 amino acids.
AUUCAUUCGCCUGCGGCCGAGGUGAGCCGCUGGUCGGUCCUUUGGUCAGUUGGUUCGCUCGUUCCCGCGCGCGCUGCCUCCUCCUCCCCCAACGCUGUCUCCGCCGCCCUACUGUGCCCGGGGCCCGGGUGCCGGUCGGGCGGGAGCGUGAGCAGCAAGCAAGCAUGUCGCUUGAUAUCCUCUAUGGCAAGUUCCUCUUCUCGUCCUGCGCCGCGGCGAAGCCCCCGUGCAAGAAACUGAUCACGUCUCUUGCUGCCGGUGCUUCGCCAUCGACGCCGUCAAGGCCAAGGUCGCCGAAUUCCAAAUCUCUCCGACCACGGCGCGUGCGGACCGUGCUGUCGAGUCCCACCAAGCAGGCCUCCCCGCCUGCGGUCCGGAGCACCAGCGGCGCCGUGAAGAGGCGAGGGCGGAGGAGCAAAGCCGAGGGAGAGCAAGGCGUAGGAGGAGGAGGAGGAGAAAGAGGGGGCGAGUGCGUGCCGUCGACGGAGGAGGCGUCUAUCUGCGUGGGAACGCUGUACCAAAAUGGGGACCCGCUGGGGCGGAACGAGCUCGGCCGGUGCGUGGUGGAGUGGCUCCGGCAGGGCAUGCGAUCCAUGGCGUCCAAGCUCGCCGCAGCCGAGCUGGAGGGCGACCUCGCCGCCGCCGCAUUGGCUCUGGAGUGGGGGUCGGCGGAAGGCAGGCUUGGGUUCGUGAUCCAGGCGCAGCCUUACCUCUCGGCCAUCCCCAUGCCCCAGGGUCUCGAGGCGCUCUGCCUCAAGGCCUGCACGCACUACCCCACCCUGUUCGACCAUUUCCAGCGGGAGCUCCGUGAUGUUCUGCUGAGUUACCAGAACCAGGGGCUCAUCUCCGACUGGAGAGACACGCAGUCAUGCAGGAUUUUGAAAGAAAUGGCCAAUUCUUCGCAGCAUCGGCCUGCUGUCCGGAGCACGUCUCCACGGCCUAAGGCCGUGCACAGCAGCAUUGGUAUAAGCCUUAAAAAGGUGAGGCUGAUGCAGGCCAGAAUUGAAGAAUUUGUUAGGCAUAUGUCAGAUCUUCUUCGGAUUGAGCGAGAUGUGGAGCUGGAGUUUACACAGGAGGAGCUGAAUGCAACUCCCAUGCUAGAUGAUGAUUCCGAGCCACCCAAGCCAGUCGAGUACCUGGUGAGCCAUGGACAAGCUCAGCAGGAGCAGUGCGACACCAUUUGCAACUUGAAUGUGAUCAGCAGUUCCACUGGGUUGGGAGGCCUGCAUUUGGUCCUGUUCAGAGUUGAAGGUGGGCAUAAGCUGCCUCCAACUACAUUGUCUCCUGGAGACAUGGUUUGUGUGAGAACAUGUAAUAGCCGUGGUGAGGGUGCCACUUCUUGCAAGCAAGGCUUUGUUUAUAAUUUUGGGGAGGAUGGUUGUAGCAUAACCGUAGCUCUUGAAUCACGACACGGUGACGCCACCUUCUCUAGGCUAUUUGGAAAAAGUGUGCGAAUUGACCGGAUUCAGGGAUUGGCUGAUGCCCUUACAUAUGAGCGUAACCUUGAAGCACUAUUGCUUCUCCAAAGGAACGGUCUACAGGAAGAUAAUGUUUCCAUUGGCGUGGUGGCAACACUGUUUGGGGACAGUAAAGAUGUGGUGAAGAUGGCAAAGAAUAACCUGACUGACUGGGAUGAAUCAGGUGGACCUGAUCUGAGUCUAUCAGAGAGGUAUGCAUAUGAUGCCUCCCAGUUAAGGGCUCUCAAAUUAGGCUUGAACAAAAAGAGGCCUGUUCUAAUAAUCCAAGGGCCUCCCGGCACUGGAAAGACAGUCCUGCUCACUGAGCUCAUUGUGCGUGCUGUCAAGCAGGGUGAGCGUGUACUUGUGACUGCUCCAAGCAAUGCGGCAGUCGAUAACAUGGUUGAAAGUUUGUCAAGUACUGGAUUGAACAUUGUACGAGUUGGAAACCCUGUUCGACUAUCACCCUCUGUUGCUUCGAAAUCCUUGGGAGAGAUUGUGAAUAGCAGACUUCGACAAUUCAGGAAGGAGCUUGAGAGAAAGAGAACAGACUUAAGGAAGGACCUGAGGCAGUGCAUAGAAGAUGAUUCUUUAGCUGCCGGCAUUCGCCAACUGCUGAAGCAACUAGGAAGGGAUCUGGAAAACAAAGAAAAGGAAACAAUCAGAGAAGUGCUAUCUGGUGCACAGAUUGUGCUAUCAACUAACACAGGGGCAGCUGAUCCACUCAUCAGGAGAACUGGGAGCUUUGACUUAGUAAUUAUUGAUGAAGCAGGGCAAGCGAUUGAACCAGCCUGCUGGAUACCUAUAUUGCAGGGAAAACGCUGUAUUCUUGCUGGUGAUCACUGCCAACUUGCACCCGUUAUAUUGUCGAGGAAGGCCUUGGAUGGUGGCCUUGGUAAAUCUUUGUUGGAAACAGCUUCAUCAUUGCAUGAUGGAUUACUGACAACAAGACUGACAGUACAGUACAGAAUGCAUGAUUCAAUAGCGAUGUGGGCAUCUAGGGAGAUGUAUCAUGGGUUGCUCGAAUCCUCUCGUUCCGUUGCUUCACAUCUUCUUGCUGACUCCCCGGUUGUCAAGGCAACUUGGAUAACACGGUGUCCACUUCUCUUACUUGACACCCGGAUGCCAUAUGGAGCCCUAAACAUCGGUUGCAAGGAGCACUUAGAUCCUGCUGGCACAGGCUCAUUUUAUAAUGAAGGAGAAGCAGAUAUAGUCACACAACAAGUUCUUAAUCUUGUACAUUGUGGAGUGUCUCCAACUGCAAUUGCUGUUCAAUCACCCUACAUUGCUCAAGUGCAAUUGUUAAGAGAGAAGCUAGAACAAUAUCCAGAGCUUUCUGCUGUUGAGGUUUCAACCAUAGACAGCUUUCAGGGGAGGGAGGCAGAUGCAGUGAUCAUUUCAAUGGUUCGCUCGAAUCCACUGGGAGCCGUAGGGUUUCUGGGCGACAGCAGGCGCAUCAAUGUGGCUAUUACAAGGGCACGCAAGCACAUCACUGUGGUUUGUGAUACCUCCACUAUUUGUCACAGCACCUUCCUGGCCAGGCUCCUUCGCCAUAUCAGGCGGUAUGGGCAAGUAAAACAUGUUGCUCCUGGCACCUUGGAUGGGGUGUCUGGCAUCGGCUUCAGUCAACCUACUCUCCCCUCUAUCGGUUGACACUCAGGGAAAAUUACAAGCACUCUGUCUGAGCAUGUACAUAUGCAAACAGCUGAAGGCUUUGUACAUACACAAGGCAUUGGAAGCUGAGAAAUCAUAGGGCCAGCCUGUUCCAGUUAUAUCCAUGAAGAGGAUGCAAACAGUGAUUCAUGGAUAGACAGCAAAGAGCGUCACAAGGUGAUGAUGCAUGGCCAAUCUGUUGUUGAAAGUUAACUGGGGUGAGUCAGUCUUCCAUUUUAAUUUUUCAACUGAUGAACAGAAGGAUGAGUAUUCAGGAAGAGGAAAGCCUCAAAUCUCCUGAGUAUCAAUCACUAAUCUCUUGCUUUUGCCUGACACGAUGCUCCUAUUCCUGUAAAUAUAUUACCGUCAACAAGGAUACUGGUUACCCGGUACAGAUUACAGACAUGUGUAGCACAUUGACAGUUGGCAAUUGAGUUCCAGGCUUUUCCUUUGUGCUUUCCAUUAUGAAGUUCCGUCCUUGGAGCAGCAUGUCACGCUGUCGACAUUUGCAAGGUAUCUCUGAACUGCCCAUCUUCCAACUCCCGUGUUUUCCCUGUCAUGGCUAGUUGAAUUUUGGGCUGCUGCUCUGCAUCA